Messenger RNA from Cyprinus carpio (common carp), 752 nucleotides. RefSeq names its product retinal rod rhodopsin-sensitive cGMP 3',5'-cyclic phosphodiesterase subunit gamma. NCBI's taxonomy places the organism in Eukaryota, Metazoa, Chordata, Actinopteri, Cypriniformes, Cyprinidae. The record is from RefSeq and is a predicted model, not a curated record. Gene Ontology annotation, molecular function: 3',5'-cyclic-nucleotide phosphodiesterase activity; cGMP binding. The transcript is spliced from 4 exons. Bases 292 to 555 code for a protein of 87 amino acids. Gene Ontology annotation, cellular component: photoreceptor outer segment membrane. Gene Ontology annotation, biological process: positive regulation of epidermal growth factor receptor signaling pathway; positive regulation of G protein-coupled receptor signaling pathway; visual perception.
UAUCUUCUGAGAGGACCAGAGAGUAUAAAAGACCUGUAACCCCUGCACCGCUCGCAAAGAAAGCCGAGUGUUCACAUCCACUCCUCCACAGGAGAGACACACAUAAGAAACGGUGCAGCUGCACCCAGUCAACAGCCUGUCAAUCAACAAACCGAAUGAAGCCAAAAAAAAAAAACUAUUUUUCAUUGGGUGUGAACUAUAAACUCACUCCAGUCUUUCUGAUGCAUUUACAUCAGCACUACAUCACGGGUAGCGAAUACAAAGAAAAACGACCAACGGUGACAAAAAGCCAUGAAUCUUGAGCCACCCAAACCAGAGAUCAAAUCAGCCACCCGUGUCACCGGUGGUCCUGCCACACCACGCAAAGGACCACCCAAGUUCAAGCAGAGGCAGACUCGCCAGUUCAAGAGCAAGCCACCAAAGAAGGGUGUCCAAGGUUUCGGAGAUGACAUCCCCGGCAUGGAAGGUUUAGGCACUGACAUCACUGUCAUCUGCCCCUGGGAGGCCUUCAACCAUCUGGAGCUUCACGAGCUGGCUCAGUACGGUAUCAUCUGAGCCUGUUACCUUCCCAUCAUCCUCUGUGCAGUUAAGACCCCUUCCAGUCCUGUUCUCCAAACCACCUGGCCAUCGUCUCCAUGUGGACCAUUCCUACUUUUAUAACAGAAUAAACACACAAAACAGCAACAUUUAUAAAAAUGGGAAAACUAAGAAAAAUCGACAUCAAAAAAAAAAAAAAAAAAAAAAAACCUAUC